Molecule: messenger RNA, 1286 nt
Organism: Dentiscutata erythropus
Lineage: Eukaryota; Fungi; Glomeromycota; Glomeromycetes; Diversisporales; Gigasporaceae
Source: the annotation of a GenBank genome assembly
AUGAAUACUAUUGGAGAAUUUUAUGAAUGGUUAAAAGAUAUAUAUAAUUACAGAUGCGCCGAAAUUAUAUCAUAUGAGAAUCUUAGACAUUCUUACACAUUAUUAGAUGAUGUUUUAGUAAAACGCGUAUUCCAAUGUCUUCCUAAUCAACCUCCUGAUAGACCGUUAAGAAAAAUUCCAUUGAUACCAACUUUAUAUGAUCAACAACAAUUUUUAGAAUGGAUAAGAGUACCAACGCCUCCAUUAUUAUUAUACACGCGUGAUUGGAUACAUGAACUGUCUCUGAAGUAUGGUAUACUCCUAAAACGCUCGUAUUUAGGACGUAGUGAGAAAGCAUGCCUCAAAUUUUCUAAAGAGCCUAAAAUAACAGAAAUGAAUAUAUUUACUGUUUUAUUAGCGCAACCCAAGACACAGCAAGAAGCGUAUUUAUUGAAUAAUGGCAUAAUUAUAAGAGAAAAUGAUGAAUUAGAUUUGAAAAAUAUUCCCUUUCUUGAUGAUAUUUUAGAAUUUAAUUUUCCUUUAGAAGAUUUUCAACAUCCUAAGGAACCAUCCAAAACGAUAUAUUGCCAAGUUAUUGCCAAAAUGGCAAAAAUUUCUUUUGACCUAGAAAAUAUUAAGCCUUUAGAAGAAGUUUCAGAGUUUGUUAAUAUUUCUCUUGGAAGUUGUGAACCGUACAAAAACCUUUGUGAAUUAUUUAGUAAUAAUUACGGACAUUUAGUUCCAAGAACUUUAAUUUUAGGGAGGAAAUUAUCAAUUGAACUUAAAUCUUGUGAUAUUUCUGAGAACACUAUUGAUACGCAAACAUAUAAUUAUGAUAAAUUUAAUGCAUUGGGAAUUAGACAAAUUUUAGCAAACUGGGAUGAUCAAUAUAAAUAUGUUGAUACGAGACUUUUUACGAGUGAUGGGGAAAUAAUCAGGCGAGAUAACAUUGAAAAUUGGUGGAAUAAUCUUAAAGAAAAUCCCAAUAAUUGGAAAGUUAUUUCUUAUGAAGAUUGGAUUCCAGUAUAUAAAAUAUUGAAAAAAACACAAAAUGAAAACAUUAAAGAACUAUUGAGUGAUCAAUACCGUAUAGUUUUUAGUGGAGAGGAAUCACUUCGGAAAAAUGAUCAAACUGUUAUAACUGUUAAAUUUCCCGGUCCUAUUGACAAUAAUUAUCAAAUUUAUGGAAGCGCUGUUAAGAAAAUUGCGGAUGGCAAUUGGGAAAGUAUUUCGGAUAUAAAGGUUAGAUUUAAGCAUACUAAUAAAUAUGGUUGUGUUGCAGUAUUACUUAAAAGUAGAGAAGCUAG